Molecule: messenger RNA, 913 nt
Organism: Spirometra erinaceieuropaei
Lineage: Eukaryota; Metazoa; Platyhelminthes; Cestoda; Diphyllobothriidea; Diphyllobothriidae
Source: the annotation of a GenBank genome assembly
GAAACGUUUCAGUAAGUCCUCCUCUCUUCGCGUUCCUCUAUCUACCUUUCUUCCCCUCAGCCGUAGGUCGAACUCUAAUUCCGCGCUAUUUUCGGAGCAUAUUUGAAAGUGGCUGCGGCGAGUUGUACUUCAACCUGCGGGCCACUCGUGACUCCUUUCAUAAUCCCGUCCUCACCCUCGACUCAGACUGCGCCAAUAUGGUCAUGAACAUCGUCCGUCCCCUUCCUGUCACCGUGGUGGUGGAGGGGCGUCUCAGCCUGGAUUUCACCGCCGACGAGCUCAUGCGUAUUCGCCUUUGGACCUUCCAGAUUCGGACACAUCGGGAACUUAUCAUGCGCUCUCUAUUGACUAUUCAGGUAGACAUGUUUGUCUAUUUGCUCACCUGUUCUUUUUCAUGAUUCUCCUCCCCGAACGGGUGGAGCUGUAUCAUGUGACCUAGGCAGGGGUCAACCACGUCCGGCGCAUGCGAAAAAAGGAUAAAGCAGGAUGAGGCAGGCACGGUGACUUGCGUGUGAAUUAGUUUAUAGUGAGUGUAGAUUUGCGCUGUAUCUACCGCACCGUCUCCUCCUCCCCCAACUAGACCCGGUGUCAAGACGAGGCCAAGAAAACCGGAGGUGGGGGAGAGUGAGGGUGGAUAGCGCGACCGAGCAUCCACCUUGACGCUCCACUCCACACCUCGUUUUAUUUUGGUAUUCAUAAGCCAUGGCAUGCAGAAAGCGUCGCUCCGUGCAGCCAACUAACAGUUCGACCGUCGUUGCCAACGAUGUCCACCCUGUGCUUCACAGCAAGGUGAAGCAGGCACGGUGACGUGCGUGUGAGCUGAUUUAUGGGGAUUGUAGACUUGCGCUGCAUCUACCGCAAUGUCGCCGCCUCCUCCUCCUCCUCCUCCUCCUCCUCCUCCUCCUCCUCCUGA